UUUAGGGGGUAGUACUUCCUGUUGGGCUUUGGAGCUCAUAAUCGAUUUUUGUUGAUUUACAUGUAUUUUACAAACAUGCUGCCAUAAUAUGUCUAUAUCGAAUUAAGCAAUGUCGCAAAUAAGCACAAAGAAAGCUAGAUGCUUAUUUGAACUGCAGACAUAUCAGAGACGGCUAAGGCAUCUCCGGAGUCUUGCAAUCAGAAAUCUGGUGUGUCCUUGUUACAAUGGUAAAGAUGUCCACAAACUGCAGUCCUAUUUCACACUGCACCGUGACACAACAACCAAAGCAUUCUAUACAAGUGAAAAGAUAACAGGAUCAUUGAAUCCAUCUUGGCAAAGUUUUGACAUCAGUCGCUAUGAAGGUGAAAUCAACAUCAAGUCUCAAUCCUUGGUUGUGCGAGUUUGGUUGACAAUGGAUGACGACUGUCGUCUUCUCUUGGAUUGGACUGUCCACCUUACCGGCCUCAAUUUUUUCGCUGACAAGGUCAGAGUUAAACUAGAUUGUCCCUUUACGUUUGUUCUAGAUACAUAGUGACAUAUUUAUUUG
This is a messenger RNA of Pecten maximus, 547 nucleotides long. RefSeq names its product UV radiation resistance-associated protein-like. NCBI's taxonomy places the organism in Eukaryota, Metazoa, Mollusca, Bivalvia, Pectinida, Pectinidae. Bases 110 to 532 code for a protein of 140 amino acids. The record is from RefSeq and is a predicted model, not a curated record. The transcript is spliced from 5 exons.